UAUUGUUGUUUUAUUUUUAUUACACUUACUCUUCGUAAUGUUUAGCCUACAUUGUUAAAUAAAAUUAGUGAUAAGAUAACGUUUACUUUGCCUCAGUGCCUCGGUAACAAUGUCAGCGUACGGACCAGAGCAUCCUCGUAACCUUAUCCCUGAGCUGUGCAAUCAGUUCUAUCAUUUAGGAUGGGUGACGGGGACUGGCGGUGGCAUCUCCAUAAAAGAUGGGGAAAAGAUCUACAUAGCACCAUCAGGGGUACAGAAGGAACGGAUGAAGUCAGAUGACUUGUUUGUGCAGACAAUCAAUGAUGAAGAUCUAGAACUUCCACCUCCGGAGAAACAGCUGAAGAAGAGUCAAUGCACGCCUCUGUUCAUGCUGGCGUAUAAGGAGCGCAGUGCCGGCGCCGUCAUACACACGCACUCGCCACACGCAGUUCGCUGCACGCUACUCUACGACAAGGAGUUCACCAUCACCCAUCAGGAGAUGAUCAAGGGUGUAAAAGACGCCAAACUGGGUCGGUUUCUGCGCUAUGACGAGAAGCUAGUCGUACCUAUCAUUGAGAACACGCCUUUCGAGCGAGACUUGGCCGGCAGUCUCGGCGAGGCUGUCACGCAGUACCCUGGCACCAGUGCUGUGCUGGUUCGGAGACAUGGCGUAUAUGUGUGGGGGGACACUUGGCAGCAAGCAAAGACUAUGACAGAGUGCUACGAUUACCUGUUCGAGAUGGCUGUAGAAAUGAAGAAGCUCGGCCUCGAUCCUGCUUUCAACCCUGAUGCCCAGAAUAAACCUGCUAACUAAAGAAACUAUUGAAUUGU
This is a messenger RNA of Cydia amplana, 810 nucleotides long. Its product is annotated as probable methylthioribulose-1-phosphate dehydratase. The coding region runs from base 110 to 793 and encodes 227 amino acids. Lineage: Eukaryota; Metazoa; Arthropoda; Insecta; Lepidoptera; Tortricidae. The record is from RefSeq and is a predicted model, not a curated record. Gene Ontology annotation, cellular component: cytoplasm. The transcript is spliced from 6 exons. Gene Ontology annotation, molecular function: methylthioribulose 1-phosphate dehydratase activity; metal ion binding.